AAUUUAUAUUUAAAUUAGCUUUUAGCUCUUCAGUUUCUCGCUCCUAGAGUACUUAAUACACAUAAUGCGGAAUUUAUUCAACGAAAAUUAAUUGGCGAUUGCCACACUCGAAUUCACGUUUAAUCUACCAAAGAUAUCGUAUCAUCGUAAUAAGACGCAAUUGUAAAAUUUGGCUACUCCGAGGAAUCGCAAUUGGAUCAAUCUCACCUCAGUUUGUUUAUACUACCACCUAUGGAAGCAGGCGCAAGAACAAUUGCGUGAUGAGCCAAAAUCUGCAUCUAGAAGCUGCGUCCUGCAUCUCUAAUCCAGUGGCGUCAUAACUCGAUAAGAGUAACUGGACCCAAACAAAAGACGUAAAUGGUAUAAACCGCGUAAUAUUGAAAAUUACCUGUGACACGAAUGCUUGUUUGUCACAAUGUAGAGCUUCCUUGAGUGGCCCCUGACGUCAGAGACCGUCAGCACGAAGAUUAGAUAUGAACCGACCUAAAUAUCUCGUUUCGUGGUGGUAGUGAAACGAUAGCGGUUAAGCGAAAUGUCAAAAACAGGACGAGAAAAAUGUGGAAAAUUCCUGAAGAUAUCAAGGAUAGAAGAUUCGUGCGUAGGAUGUGAAUAGUCGGUUUUGCUAUUUCAGGCACAGGCUGUUCUAGGUCAAGAACGCACGAUACGUUGAAGCGAGGAAGAGUUACGUACUCGAACUUCGAACUUUCCGCGUUACGAAUUCAGAUCGCAAUUAUUCGUCCACGUAUUACCAAUAGAUUUCACACUGAUAUCGACACCGAUACCGUAAGAACCAUUCACGAACUGCGCGAUCAUCGAGCCGUGGGGCAAGCGUGUUUAUCGAGAUAUGAAUGAAGACACAGUAUAAGAUAUAAGAGGACUGACGAAUAGCAGUCAGUAUUGCGCUGAAUCUUGAUUUCGGUCGUACGCGAUCUCCAGACUCGAUACGUAUCGUUAGAGGAUCAAGAGUGAUUCAAUCGCGGAGCAAAUAUGCGGAUCUGGGUACUAUUUACUAUUUUGUUGAUUGCCACGGUGCUCGUCUCCGAUGCGUUGGCAAAGAAGCCUGGCAAGGAAGUGGAGUCGAAGAAAGGUCACGAAAGGAAAAAGAAGGAUGUAGCGUAUUCGAAGGAAGGAAAAUGGAAGGAUGGAGAGGGCAAGAACUUACAGCCGAGGAAGAGGAAGAACAGCGCGUUGGAGGAAAAGAACGUGGAGAGCUACUCUGAAAACGUUGCUGAAAAUGAGGAAUCAGGAAAAGGGCACAAGUCGAAGAAUAAGAAACUGAAAGGGAAGGAAAACGCCGACCCUCGAACCAAUUCGAAAUAUGAGUCUAAGAAGAAAACUAAAUAUUCUGGUGAGUCUCAAGAAGUGCACCAGAAAGAUUCCAAGAGGUCGAAAGAUAAGAGAUUGAAAGAUAAAAAAGUAGAAGAACAAAACAAUUUGGAAAAUGAAAAGAAGUCAAAGCAGAAAGUGGAAAGUGAAAAUCUGGACAAGUCCGAGAAGGUGACGAAGGAAGGUAAGAAGAAGAAGGUCCAGAAGAAAGAAAAACAAACGAAGGUGGAGGAAGUAGAGGAAGCACCGUUGGAAGUGGAAGAAGAGGAGACUAAAGCGAAAUCGGUGUCUAAAAAGGACAAGAAGAAAGCUGAGAAGAACAAACGCGAAAAGAACAGGAAGAAACGAGAGAUACAAAAUGACGAAGAACUAGAUACAGAAACUCUGCCAGUUGUAGAAGAAGAUUCGAAGAUAGAAGAAGCGAACGGAAGGGCGAAAAGCUGUUCGGUGGCGGAACUUGGAGAAGCGGAGGACAAUGAAACGAACGAGAAUUGCGUGGAUGACGUUUAAAUAGUUAAAUAUGAACACAUUCGAAAAUAUCAUAUUAUAUUAUUCAUGAUUUAUCGAUAGGAUAUUGAGAAGAUCGUUGAAUUAAUUUCGCACGAGUCAACAAUGCUCGGCGGUAUUGGUUCUAGCCAAUACGAUAUUACAAUGAAUUAUCGACCAAUAACAAUACGAAACGUUGUACGAAAUCUGAUUUAUUUCAUUUCUACCCACAUCGCACAAACAUUACGUUAUUUACAAAUAAUAGUUGUUGGACAAUCGCCUUAAUUCGUUUACCUUUUCAAAGCGCGCUACCAUAAAUAUACUGCAUUGUUAACAUGCGAAAUAUACAUACACUUUGAUAGAAUAAAUAUAUUUAUAAAUCGUU
Bombus pascuorum is the source of this 2197-nucleotide messenger RNA. RefSeq lists its product as uncharacterized. The record is from RefSeq and is a predicted model, not a curated record. NCBI's taxonomy places the organism in Eukaryota, Metazoa, Arthropoda, Insecta, Hymenoptera, Apidae. Bases 988 to 1836 code for a protein of 282 amino acids. The transcript has 3 exons.